This is a messenger RNA of Pieris macdunnoughi, 243 nucleotides long. The record is from the annotation of a GenBank genome assembly. Lineage: Eukaryota; Metazoa; Arthropoda; Insecta; Lepidoptera; Pieridae.
AUGCCAUCAACCAAAGAGGAGAGUGUGUACAACAUAACAUGCCACCCGAAGCCGGAAACGGUAAACAUAACCACAACCCAGCAAGACCCCACAAGGAAACCAAAACACGAAGACAACCCCGGGAAAAAGGAAUAUAUUAUUCACAAAAUAGAAACGCGAAAGUGGAAGUAUAGAACAAAAAACCUACCUCACCACGAACAAGGUAACAAGCCCAAACCGGAACCAGGAAAGGAAAAAAAAUGA